CUACAGUUCAGAGGGCACACCAUCAGAGACUGGCUGAGAGAGAGAGACAGAGACAGAGGUGAUCCAGGGUGCAACACAGUUUCCACACUCACGGGAAAACUCAGUUUGAGUGAGGAUCUCAUCUUCUGUAGUUGGACCAUUAUCAUCCAGCGACAGGAGCUAGAAAAUGGUGUUUGGUAUCCAGAAGCUCAUCCAAGACCACCUGGUGGAGCGAAGAAUCCGCAGAACUCGGCUGGUGACCAAAGAUGGCCGCUGCAACAUUGAAUUUGGCAACGUCAAAUACGGCAACCACUUUGCUUUCCUCGUGGACUUCUGGACGACCUUUGUGGAGUUCCGCUGGCGCUUUGUCCUCUUCUUCUUCAUCACCUCCUUCACCCUGAGCUGGUUCAUCUUCAGCCUGCUGUGGUUCUGGAUUGCCCGGAACAACGGGGAUCUGAAGUGGCAGAACCCCUCAAACGAUCACACCCCCUGUGUGUGGAACGUCGUCGGUCUCACUACAGCCUUCCUCUUCUCCCUGGAGACCCAGACCACCAUCGGGUAUGGUGUACGCGCCAUUACCCCUUACUGUCCUGUUGCUGUAGCCCUAAUCAUUAUCCAGACUCUCAUAGGGGCCCUCAUACACUGCUUCAUAUGUGGAGUGAUUGUGUCCAAGAUAUCCCUCCCUAAGAAAAGGGCCAAGACCAUCACAUUCAGUGAGAUGGCUGUCAUCUGUCCUAAGAAGGACUUCCUUUGCCUCAUGAUAAGAGUGGCCAACUUACGCAAGACCCUGAUGAUCGGGAGCCAAAUCUAUGGCAAGCUGUUGAGGACAACCGUCAAACCCGAUGGGGAGACAAUCAUCAUGGACCAGGUGAACAUUGAGUUCCUGAUGGACGCUGGGAAGGACAACCUCUUCUUUGUGUGCCCUCUCACACUCUACCAUGUGAUUGACAAGGCGAGCCCUUUCUUUGACAUGGCAGAGGACACCUUCCAUAAACAGGAGUUUGAGCUGGUGGUCUUUCUGGACAGCACAGCCGAGACCACCAGCUCAGCCUGCCAGGUCAGGACUUCCUUCAUCCCUCAGGAGAUCAUGUGGGGUUACAACUUCCUGCCCAUCAUCUCCCGCAGUAAAGAGGGCAAGUACAGAGUGGACUUCUCCAACUUCUCCAAGGUGGUGGCGGUGACCACUGCACACUGUGCCUACUGCUUCCACAACAUAGUAGGACACCACAUCCCCUCCAUUAAUGGAAUCGACAACAGUGGAUUUGGAGUGAUUGGUAUCCUAGAAUAACUUAAUAUGACCAAGUUGUGAACUUUUGGAGGAAAAAUGAAUAAUAUGUACAGUUGAAGUGGGAGGUUUACAUACACUUAGGUUGGAGUCAUUUAAAAUAGUUUUUCAACCACUCCACAAAUUUCUUGUUAACAAACUAUAGUUUUGGCAAGUCGGUUAGGACAUCUACUUUGUGCAUGACACAAGUAAUUACAGACGGAUUAUUUCACUUAUAAUUCACUGUAUCACAAUUCCAGUGGGUCAGAAGUUUACAUACACUAAGUUGACUGUGGCUUUAAACAGCUCAGAAAAUUCCAGAAAAUUAUGUAAUGGCUUUAAAAGCUUCUGAUAGGCUAAUUGACAUCAUUCGAAUCAAGUGGAGGUGUACCUUUGGAUGUAUUUCAAGGCCUACCUUCAAACUCAGUGACUCUUCGCUUGACAUCAUGGGAAAAUCCAAAUUAAUCAGCCAAGACCUCAGAAAAAAAUUGUAGACCUCCACAAGUCUGGUUCAUCCUUGGGAGCAAUUUCCAAACGCCUGAAGGUACCACGUUCAUCUGUACAAACAAUAGUACGCAAGUAUGAACACCACGGGACCACUCAGCCGUCAUACCGCUCAGGAAGGAGAUAUGUUGUGUCUCCUAGAGAUGAACGUACUUGGUGCCGAAAAGUGCAAAUCAAUCCCAGAACAACAGCAAAGGACCUUGUGAAGAUGCUGGAGGAAACAGGUACAAAAGUAUCUAUAUCCACAGUAAAACGAGUCCUAUAUCGACAUAAACUGAAAGGCUGCUCAGGCAGGAAGAAGCCACUGCUCCAAAACCGUCAUGAAAAAACUAGACUAUGGUUUGCAACCGCACAUGGGGGAAAAAAUCAUACUUUUUGGAGAAUUGUCUGAUGAAACAAAAAUAGAACUGUUUGCUGCGGGAUUGACAGGUGCACUUCACAAAAUAGAUGGCAUUACGAGGGAGGAAAAUUAUGUGGAUAUAUUGAAGCAACAUCUCAAGACAUCAGUCAGGAAGUUAAAACUUGGUCGCAAAUGGGUCUUCCAAAUGGACAAUGACCCCAAGCAUACUUCCAAAGUUGAGGUAAAAUGGGUCAAAGACAAAAAAGUUAAGUUGUUAGAGUGGCCAUGACAAUCCCUGACCACAAUCCUAUUGAAAAUGUGUGGGCAGAACUGAAAAAGCGUGUGCGAGCAAGGAGGUCUACAAACCUGACUCUGUCAGGAGGAAUGGGCCAAAAUUCACCCAACUUAUUGUGGGAAGCUUGAGGAAGGCUACCCGAAAUGUUUGACCCAAGUUAAACAAUUUAAAGGCAAUGCUACCAAAUAGUAAUUGAGUGUACAGUAUGUAAACUUCUGACCCACUGGGAAUGUGAUGAAAGAAAUAAAAGCUGAAAUAAAUCACUCUCUUCUAUUAUUCUGACAUUUCACAUUCUUAAAAUAAAUUGGUGAUCCUAACUGACCUAAGACAGGGAAUGUCUUUGAUUAAAUGUCAGGAAUUAUGAAAAUCUGAGUUUAAAUGUAUUUGACUAAGGUGUAUGUAAACUUCCAACUUCAACUGUAUAUAUACAGUGGGGAGAACAAGUAUUUGAUACACUGCUGACUUUGCAGGUUUUCCUACUUAGAAAGAGGUCUGUACUUUUUAUCAUAGGUAGUACACUUCAACUAUGAGAGACGGAGUCUAAAACAAAAAUCCAGAAAAUCACAUUGUAUGAUUUUUAAGUAAUCAAUUAGCAUUUUAUUGCAUGACAUAAGUAUUUGAUACAUCAGAAAAGCAGAACUUAAUAUUUGGUACAGUAACCUUUGUUUGCAAUGACAGAGAUCAUACGUUUCCUAUAGUUCUUGACCAGGUUUGCACACACUGCAGCAGGGAUUUUGGCCCUCUCCUCCAUACAGACCUUCUCCAGAUCCUUCAGGUUUCGGGGCUGUCGCUGGGCAAUACGGAAUUUCAGCUCUUUCCAAAGAUUUUCUAUUGUGUUCAGGUCUGGAGCUUGGCUAGGCCACUCCAGGACCUUGAGGUGCUUCUUACAGAGCCACUCCUUAGUUUCCCUGGCUGUGUGUUUCGGGUCGUUGUCAUGCUGGAAGAUCCUUCAAUGCUCUUACUGAGGGAAGGAGGUUGUUGGCCAAGAUCUCGCGAUACAUGGCCCCAUCCAUCCUCCCCUCAAUACGGUGCAGUCGUCCUGUCCCCUUUGCAGAAAAGCAUACCCAAAGAAUGAUGUUUCCACCUCCAUGCUUCACGGUUGGGAUGGUGUUCUUGGGGUUGUACUCAUCCUUCUUCUUCCUCCAAACACGGCGAGUGGAGUUGAGACCAAAAAGCUCUAUUUUUGUCUCAUCAGACCACAUGACCUUCUCCCAUUCCUCCUCUGGAUCAUCCAGAUGGUCAUUGGCAAACUUCAGACGAGCCUGGACAUGCGCUGGCUUGAACAGGGGGACCUUGCGUGCGCUGCAAGAUUUUAAUCCAUGACGGCGUAGUGUGUUACUAAUGGUUUUCUUUGAGACUGUGGUCCCAGCUCUCUUCAGGUCAUUGACCAGGUCCUGCCGUGUAGUUCUGGGCUGAUCCCUCACCUUCCUCAUGAUCAUUGAUGCCCCAUGAGGUGAGAUCUUGCAUGGAGCCCCAGACCGAGGGUGAUUGACCAUCAUCUGUGACUUCUUCCAUUUUCUAAUAAUUGCGCCAACAGUUGUUGCCUUCUCACCAAGCUACUUGCCUAUUGUCCUAUAGCCCAUCCCAGCUUUGUGCAGGUCUACAAUUUUAUCCCUGAUAUCCUUACCAGCUCUCUGGUCUUGGCCAUUGUGGAGAGGUUGAGUGUGUGGACAGGUGUCUUUUAUACAGGUAACGAGUUCAAACAGGUACAGUUAAUACAGGUAAUGAGUGGAGAACAGGAGGACUUCAAAGAAAAACUAACAGGUCUGUGAGAGCCGGAAUUCUUACUGGUUGGUAGGUGAUCAAAUACUUAUGUCAUGCAAUAAAAUGCAAAUUAAUUACUUAAAAAUUAUACAAAAAAAUGUAUAAGUAGAAAAACUUGCAAAAUCGGCAGUGUAUCAAAUACUUAUUCUCCCCACUGUACAUACAGUAGGGUACGAUAUUAAAGAUACCGUUGAUAAAGAUGAGCAAUAUUGAAUGUAUAAAAUAACUAAAAUAAACUGUGCUAUAUUGUAUCCAACUUUUUGGGGGGAAAAAACCCUAUGCCAGCAUUUCAUGCCCAAGGAAAGCACCUCGGGAUAACAAGGGCAGUAACUAGAGGGGAUUCCAUUGUCUCUUUUCAACACAGUAAAAUCGGUCCAUCAACCUUCUCUGUAAUAGCUACAGUAUACUGGUUUGCAAUGCCCAUGGACAUGAGAAGCCGCAAUGAUUAUUGUAUUUUUAAAAUGUAAUUUAAAACAUGGCUCAAAUCUAUCCAAACCUGUACACAUGAGUUAUCUGUGGUUCCUCGUACGUAAGACGACAAUUGAUGAUAGUGUUGUUGUUGUUGUUGUUAGAAUUAUAUAUUAUUGGAUGUAAUGUAUUUGUAUUUUGUAUUACUUUAGUGAGUAUUUGUAUUGUGGCUGUGUAAGGACCCUUACAUGUCCAGGGACUACGGGUGCAAAUGAGCUUUUGACUAAACCCGGCACAUUUACAUGGAUGUUUCAUUAUUGUAAUAUUGAUGUUGAUUAAUGUGCAUUGUCCCCUAUAAAUAAAUAAAUAAAUAAAAAUAAAUAAAUACAUUUCCACAA
Messenger RNA from Oncorhynchus keta (chum salmon), 4952 nucleotides. RefSeq names its product ATP-sensitive inward rectifier potassium channel 1-like. The coding region runs from base 167 to 1267 and encodes 366 amino acids. The transcript is spliced from 2 exons. Gene Ontology annotation, biological process: potassium ion import across plasma membrane; regulation of monoatomic ion transmembrane transport. Lineage: Eukaryota; Metazoa; Chordata; Actinopteri; Salmoniformes; Salmonidae. The record is from RefSeq and is a predicted model, not a curated record. Gene Ontology annotation, molecular function: ATP-activated inward rectifier potassium channel activity. Gene Ontology annotation, cellular component: plasma membrane.